Molecule: messenger RNA, 4614 nt
Organism: Lolium rigidum
Lineage: Eukaryota; Viridiplantae; Streptophyta; Magnoliopsida; Poales; Poaceae
Product: CLIP-associated protein-like
Exons: 21
Coding region: 1-4323 (1440 amino acids)
Biological process (GO): microtubule cytoskeleton organization
Cellular component (GO): cytoplasmic microtubule
Molecular function (GO): microtubule binding
Source: RefSeq, a predicted model, not a curated record
AUGGAGGCGGCGCUGGAGGCGGCGCGCGCCAAGGACACCAAGGAGCGGCUGGCGGGGGUGGAGCGGCUGCACGAGGCGCUGGACGCGGCGGCGCGCCGCGGGCUCGCCCCCGCCGAGGUCACGGCGCUCGUCGACACCUGCGUGGAUCUCACCAGGGACGCCAACUUCCGCGUCGCGCAGGGCGGCCUGCAGGCGCUCGCCGCCGCCGCCGUGCUCGCCGGGGACCACUUCAAGAUCCACCUCAACGCGCUCGUCCCCGCAGCCGUCGAGCGGCUCGGGGACGGCAAGCAGCCCGUGCGCGAGGCCGCGCGACAGCUCCUCAUCACCCUCAUGGAGAUUGCUUCGCCAACAAUCAUUCUCGAGAGGGCUGGAAAUUAUGCAUGGGCUCAUAAGAGUUGGAGGGUUCGGGAAGAGUUUGUACUUACAGUGGCAACUGCAGUUGGACUGUUUGCUUCUACGGAGCUUCUCAUGCAACGGGUUUUAUUGUCACCUGUCUUGCAGUUGAUGAAUGACUCGAAUCAAAGUGUUAGAGAAGCUGCUAUAUCUUGUAUUGAGGAAAUGUACAAGAACAUGGGAUCUCAGUUUCAUGAAGAGUUGCAGCGCCAUAAUCUGCCUCCAUACAUGCUAAAAGAAAUAAAUUCAAGAUUGAAUAGAAUAGAACCAAAGGUCCCCUCAUCUGAUGGUGCUGCAACACAAUAUAAGGUUGCUGAAUCUAGAUCACUUAGUGUUAACCCGAAAAGAGGCAGUCCAAAGACGAAAAGCACAACGAGGGAAAGCACGCUAUUUGGAGGUGACACGGAUAUAACAGAAAAACCAGUCGAACCAAUAAGAGUUCACUCAGAGAAAGAAUUACUUCGUGAGUUUGAGAAGAUCGCAGCUACUCUUGUUCCAGAAAAGGACUGGUCAGUUCGUAUUGCUGCCAUGCAAAGGAUUGAAGCCUUGAUCUAUGGAGGCGCUAUUGACUACCCGUCAUUUCUUGUGCUCUUGAAGCAGAUGGUUCCUCCAUUGUCCACUCAGCUAGCCGAUCGACGGUCUACCAUUGUAAAGCAGGCUUGCCAUCUACUUAAUGUGCUAUCCAAAGAACUCCUUGGUGACUUUGAGCCAUGUGCUGAACAAUUUAUUCCAAUGCUUUUUAAGCUUGUUGUCAUAACUGUGCUUGUCAUUGCUGAAUCUGCAGACACCUGCAUAAAAACUAUCCUACGAAACUGCAAGGUUGCACGAGUUCUUCCUCGUGUAGCUGACACAGCUAAGAAUGAUCGAAGUGCAGUUCUCCGUGCUAGGUGCUGUGAAUAUGCUCUUCUAAUAUUGGAGUACUGGGCUGAUGCCCCGGAAAUACAGCGAUCGGCUGAUCUAUACGAAGAUCUAAUAAAGUGCUGUGUAGCAGAUGCAAUGAGUGAGGUCCGUGCAACUGCAAGAACUUGCUAUAGAUUAUUCACAAAGACAUGGCCUGAACGCUCACGCCGUCUUUUUAUGUUAUUCGAUCCUGCUAUACAGAGGACAAUAAAUGAUGAGGAUGGUGUGCACAAACGUUACGCUUCUCCCUCACUACGUGAGAGGGUUGUGCAGCCUUCUCGUGCUUCAUCUCAUGCAGGAGGCACACAUAUGCCAGGAUAUGCCACUUCAGCUAUUGUUGCAAUGGACAAGAGUGCAGCUAUUUCUUCAGAUUCAUCUCUUUCAUCGAACAAUCUUCGUUUAUCGCACUCAAAGACAACCAGCAGAAUUUCUGAAAGAAGCCUAGAAAGUGUGCUUAACUCUAGCAAAGAGAAGGUUUCUGCCAUUGAAAGUCUGCUUAAAGGUGCAAGCAUAUCAGAUAGGCAAAAUCUCUCAGUUGCACGCUCAACAAGCUUGGACCUUGGGGUUGAUCCUCCAUCAUCUCGUGAUCCUCCUGUUCCUCUUGCAGCACCAGCUUCAAAUCAUCUAUCCUUGCAGAACUCUACAUUCUUGGAUUCAACCAUUCCUAGCGUUGCGCGAAAUGGAAGUUCACGUUUACUGGAUACAAUGUCAACACAGUUGGCUACCAGAGAGCGAUCAAGAUCACCAUAUUUGAGUAAACUGCCAUCCGAGUCCAUGACAGGCUUAUCGCUACCUUAUGUGAGAAGAUCUGCGGAGAGGCUACAAGAUUUUGGCCGCAUGGAUGAGAGUAAUGAUACCCGAUCAACUAGGCGAUAUCCUCAAAUGCACACCGAGAAAAACUAUGUUGAUAUGCCUUAUAGGGAUGCACCCGCUCACAGAGAUUCACAUAAUAGCAAUGUCCCGAAUUUCCAGAGACCUCUUCUAAGAAAGCAGGUAAUAUCAAGGGCUUCUGGAAGUGGCAGACACAGUUUUGAUGAUAGCCAAGCACCAUCUAGUGAUGUGUCUAGAUAUACAGACACUCUGGUAUCUCUGCAUGAUGCACUUUCUGAGGGUCUGAAUCCUAGCUCAGAUUGGAUAGCAAAAGUCUCAGCUUUUGAUUUUAUUCGGAAUAUAGUUCAACAAGGUCUGAAAGGUGUGCAAGAAAUUAGUCAGAAUUUUGAAAAGGUCAUGAAGCUGUUUUUCCGUCAUAUGGACGAUCCUCAUCAUAAGGUAGCACAAGCGGCCUUUUCUGCACUUGCAGAGAUUAUUCCAGCUUGCAAGAAGCCAUUUGAGAGUUACGUCGAAAGGAUUUUGCCACAUGUUUUUUCCCGCCUUAUUGAUCCAAAAGAGUUGGUAAAAAAACCAUGUUCGUUGACGUUGGAGAUUGUUGGUCGGAUAUAUGCUGUUGAUAUGUUGCUACCUGCCCUAGUACGCUCGCUAGAUGAACAGAGGUCCCCAAAGGCAAAACUGGCUGUUAUUGAAUUUGCAAACAAAUCAUUCGGCAGGUACACUGUAGAUUCUGAAGGUUAUAGUAACAGCGGCUUCCUUAAGCUAUGGCUUUCAAAAUUGGCACCUUUAGUAAAUGAAAAGAAUGCAAAAUUGAAGGAGGCAUCUAUUUCUGGUAUCAUAUCUGUGUAUUCUCAGUUUGAUUCUACAGCAGUGCUAAAUUUUAUAUUAAGCUUGUCAGUUGAAGAGCAAAACCUAUUGAGGCGUGCCUUGAAGCAAAAAACACCUCGUAUUGAGGUUGAUCUGGUUAACUACUUACAGAGCAAGAAAGAACGCUCCCGUCCUAAAUCUUACGACCAAGCAGAUUUUGGAACUUCUUCCGAAGAUGGUUAUUCACAGACAGUGAAAAACAGCUAUCCUUUUGGGCGGUAUUCUUCUGGUUCACCUGAUGCUGAAGGGGCAAAGAAGACAAAUACAGUGCAAGAGUCCACACUGCAUAACGUCUCUAUGGGUCGAACAACUUCUGAUAUGAGCGUAGAUACUAAUCAAAGCUCGGAUCUGGCUGCAGGAAUUGAAGUUCUUUUAUCUAGAAGUAGAGAAUCAAAGAAGAAUACUAGCUCAGUUGUGGAAGACAAACGUUCUUGGACAAACUAUCCUGAAAAAACUGAUGCCUCCUUAGAUGGCGAAACUCCUCUGAGCACUCCUCGCUUAGACUUCACCCAACUCCGCAAUCCUGAUGGGCAUAAUGCCAUUAGUUUAACUACUGUAAAAAACGUUCAAGAUGGAGAUUUGGUUGUAAACCUUAGUUCUAUAAAGACCAGCCUUCAUGCUGACAACGGUUUGAGCAUACCACAACUUCUCCAUCAGAUAAGCACCGACAGUGAAGUAUCAAGUUUGGAAAAGAAUGCAUCAUUGCAACAGUUGAUUAAAGCUUCUCUUUCUAAUGACAGCUCCAUUUGGUCAAAGUACUUCAAUCAAAUAUUAACAGCUGUACUUGAGGUGCUGGCUGACUCCGACUCGUCUACUAGGGAGCUUGCUGUAUCCUUAAUUGGCGAGAUGCUCAACAAUCAGAAAGAUGCUAUGGAAGAAUCAAUUGAGAUUGUUCUUGAAAAACUCCUGCAUGUGACCAAAGAUAUGGUGGCAAAGAUUUCUGACGAAGCAAACCGAUGCAUAAAUGUUCUGUUGUCAAAAUAUGACCAUUUCAGAUGUCUUUCUGUUGUAGUACCUCUUUUGGUCAGUGAUGAUGAAAAGACGCUUGUUGUGUCUAUCAACUGUUUGACAAAGCUUGUUGCACACCUUUCUCAGGAGGAGUUGAUGAAUCAAUUGCCUACAUUUUUGCCAGCACUCUUUGAUGCUUUUAGUAACCAAAGUCCAGAUGUUCGAAAGACUGUUGUAUUCUGCUUGGUGGAUAUCUACAUCAUUCUCGGGAAAUCGUUUGUUCCCUAUCUGGAAGGGCUUAGCAGCACCCAGCUGCGCCUAGUAACCAUCUACGCAAACCGGAUUUCGCAGGCAAGGUCUGGUGCGCCAAUUGACGCUAACCAAUGAGCUGUAACAUUCUUAUUUCUGUCCAGCAUGCAUAUUUGGUUGGUAGGUAGGGGGUGAGAUUUUUGGGGGGUUUCGUUUGUUUGUUUGUGUAUGUGUAUAGUAUAAACAAGCGCUUCCCUUGUUGUAUUGGAAGUUCCUGGCUUUUGUUCUUUGUGUGAUUAUGUAUUCUCUUUUCUUUGUUUGGUUAGCAUGGGGAGAGUGAGUAUUAACGAGUGUGUUGUCUUCAGUUGUACAAGUUAGUUACACUGUAAAGAGAAAGGAAAUGUAACUUAAUGGAGUAUCGGUGUGCAA